Orycteropus afer afer is the source of this 792-nucleotide messenger RNA. Its product is annotated as olfactory receptor 5V1-like. NCBI's taxonomy places the organism in Eukaryota, Metazoa, Chordata, Mammalia, Tubulidentata, Orycteropodidae. Gene Ontology annotation, biological process: G protein-coupled receptor signaling pathway. Gene Ontology annotation, molecular function: olfactory receptor activity; G protein-coupled receptor activity. The record is from RefSeq and is a predicted model, not a curated record. Gene Ontology annotation, cellular component: membrane.
AUGGACACCCACAACCUAACCACCAUCUCAGAGUUCCUCCUCACAGGGUUCUCUGACCUCCCAGAAGUGCGCUACCCACUCUUUGUGGUCUUUGCUGUCAUCUAUCAGGUCACAUUGAUGGGAAAUGGGGCCAUUCUCUUUGUCAUUGGGUCUGAAAAAAAGCUCCACACACCGAUGUAUUAUUUUUUGGCAAAUUUGGCCCUCUUAGAUAUUUUCUGUCCAUCAACUACUGUUCCCAAGUUACUCAAGAACCUCUUAACCAAGGAACAAAGCAUUUCUUUUGUUGGAUGUGCUUUGCAGCUCUUUCUACUGGUGGCCCUCUUAGGGACUGAAGUCUUCCUUCUUGCUGUCAUGUCUUAUGACAGGUAUGUGGCCAUAUGUUUUCCCCUCCGUUACAACCUCAUCAUGACUAAAGGACUUUGUGUCCAGCUCACCACCAGUACUUGGGCAGCAGGGUUUCUCCACUCUGCACUACACACAGUUUUCACCUUCCGCCUGUCCUUCUGUAAGUCUAAUCGAGUCAACCAGUAUUACUGUGACAUCCCUCCAGUGGUGGCCCUCUCCUGCUCUUCCACAUACGUGGCACAAAUGCUUAUCUUAGUAGUAGGAGGUAUCUUUGCAGUCAGCACCUUCCUGAUCACUGGUAUCUCUUAUAUCUACAUCAUAUUCACCAUCCUGAAGAUUAGGUCAGCAGAAGGGAAGAACAAAGCCUUCUCCACAUGUGCUUCCCACCUCCUGGUGGUUUGUUUGUUCUAUGGUACAGUGUUAUCAAACUAUGUCCGCCCAUCCUCC